GAGCUGCCCUGGUGGGCCUCGGGCUGCGCCCGGGCAGAGGCCGUGGAGGACGCCGCCGCCAGGCUGGCCGAGGCCAGGGCGCUGCUCGGGGAGGCCGCCCGCCUGCAGAAGCUGCGGGCCGCCGAGGUGGUGUGCGGCGUCCUGCGCGCGAGCGAGCCGUCCGAGGCGCUCGGCGACGCGGAGGCGUGGACGGUCGAGUGCGCCGGCAG
This is a messenger RNA of Prorocentrum cordatum, 209 nucleotides long. Lineage: Eukaryota; Dinophyceae; Prorocentrales; Prorocentraceae. The record is from the annotation of a GenBank genome assembly.